Camellia sinensis is the source of this 1230-nucleotide messenger RNA. RefSeq lists its product as uncharacterized. Lineage: Eukaryota; Viridiplantae; Streptophyta; Magnoliopsida; Ericales; Theaceae. The record is from RefSeq and is a predicted model, not a curated record.
GAAGAACACUGGUUGGCUUAACUAGCAACAUAUAAUUGGUGCUCUUGCGUGUCUCAAUUUUCUUUCUUUCUUUCUCUUACUCUUCCUCUUUCUUUCUCUCUCUGUCUGUGUGUAUAUAUCUUCCAUUUCGGUUAAUACAAAAACAGUGAGUGUACUACUGUACAAGAGCCAUGGGAAGAGCUCCAUGUUGUGACAAGACUAAGGUGAAGAAAGGACCAUGGUCUCCUGAUGAAGAUCAAACUCUCAAGGACUACCUUCACAAACAUGGCACUGGUGGUAAUUGGAUUGCCUUGCCUCCCAAAGCUGGUUUGAAGCGAUGCGGGAAGAGUUGUCGACUAAGAUGGCUAAAUUACCUGAGGCCAGACAUCAAGCAUGGAGGUUUUACUGAAGAAGAAGACAACAUCAUUUGUACCCUGCACACUAAAUUGGGCAGCAGGUGGUCUGUCAUAGCUUCCCACCUACCAGGAAGAACAGACAAUGAUGUGAAGAAUCAUUGGAACACCAAAUUGAAGAAGAAGCUAUUGCCAUUGAAAACCAACAUUGCAAACACUUUCAACAACCCAAUACCUUCAAUGUCUUUGCUACCAAAAACAGAACCAUAUAGUACUACUACUAAUAAUAAUAGUUCAUUUUUGGCUCUGCUAAAUCAAAGUCCUCUAUCAAUGUCAUCACUUACCAAUCUGACUUGUGAACUAAACAACACCACCAAUAGCCAGAGCUUGACAAAUUAUCCAGUUCAUUACUACCCUCUUCCAGAACUCCCCGAACCGUUCAAAUUUGGUGCAAGUUUGAAGAGAAGUUAUGUCAAUUCAUCGUCGUCGUCUCAAGACUCUGCAAGCAGCAAUGUGGUAGAUGUUGGUUUUUUGAUGGAUUUGGGGACUAAUGGAAUUCUUCAUUGUGAGCAAGUAGGCAGUGAGGUUUGGUGUGAAGAGACAAUCAGUGAAAUUGGAACCUCCUAUGCUGAUUUGGUCGAGUCUUGUUGCUAUGCAGACACUAAACCACCACCAGGACUAGUGUAUCAAUGUGAUCAAAGUGUGACUAACAACACUAACAUUAACCAGUAUUGAAAUAGUGGUCUGGGCUUGGGCUUUAGAGAUGGCUUACUAGGUAAGAAAUUGACAUUUAUAUGGUUUUGUUAAUUGAUAUAGGAACUUCCUUUACAAAUAUAUUUACGUAAAUGAAAUUUCAUUCUAGUCAAAUGAAAGUAGGGUGUGGACAGUUUAGACUUUA